Molecule: messenger RNA, 1731 nt
Organism: Plasmopara halstedii
Lineage: Eukaryota; Oomycota; Peronosporomycetes; Peronosporales; Peronosporaceae
Exons: 1
Coding region: 81-320 (79 amino acids)
Source: RefSeq, a predicted model, not a curated record
AUGAUCGUGCUCGCAAUGAUGAGCUUGUCUGCCACAAAAGGUUUUGCUAAGUGAUUCUACUGUCGCACAAGGUUGACGAAAUGUGCUUUUGCAAGCGUAGACUUGAAAUGUGGCAAACACGACACGACAGCCUUUAUGCACUGAUGAUGGGUGUCGUAAUGAGCGCAGGUGAUCGAAAUUAUACCGCGGGCAGCUUUCAGAAAUUCGAUUGUUGUUUCGGAACUGAAGACGACACACCUGCUAGACCAAAUAUUAAUAGCUGUAUAUCUCAUUUAUAUAUGUUUAUUUUGGUGAGCUGGCUGGCAGUGGACGAGGCAUAAGGCUGGAGGGUUGUUUAUUACGAGGUCAAGUCAUUUUUAGUGUGAGGACGCAGUUUGACAGAUAUUUGGUAAUAAAAGCAAUACUAAACAGCACUUAAAAAUACAUUGGCGAUUGUCAUCAAUAUGUUCUUCAACGCAAAUGCAUUUAUCCCGCCCUGCAUUCUCGCGCGCGAUGUGCUGAAAUUCUCAAAGCUUGUAGCAGCAUUUGAUCUCUACAGAUGCUUGCAAGAACUAGAAUCCUUAUUGCUCUUGGAUUUACUUGUAUUGUAUCAUCCGCUCAAAGAAAAAUACAAAUACUGUAAUUCCGUCUCAUGGGCACCAUUAGAACAAUCAAAAGUUGUUCAGAGAAAUUGCUAUUGUCUGGUGAAGCCACUAUCUGAGACAGCAGGGCUCUCACCAUUCGUAAAUAUAUCGAGAGUCUAGACAUUUCUCUCUGCAUCCAUCCAUUAUAUCUUCUAGCGAAAAAGAUAUAUAGUACAUGACAGCAACAUUUUGAAGUGUGUAGAAGACACCACACUGCAACAUUCCUGCCACAUCAAAUUGAAUACGUGUCUAUCAGGGCUACAAAAGAAACUUAGGCAUCAUGGACAAGUACGUUGGCGAGCAACCAUUAUAUGAAUACAAUUUUGAUGCUGUUUAUGACGAUUUCUUUGUGCGUUGGGCAGCAAUCAGAUGGAUGCUGCAUUGAUGACAUUUGUGAACUGUCUUGGCGCGGUGAUCAUGGUGUCUGUGGUUGGUUUUCACUACCUAACAGCCAAGCCCAAGGACGCUGAUAUGUAAGAAUGAUAUAUGCGAUUAUCAAACAAGUACGUGCUUGAAUUACAGCCACAUAAGUACAAACUCACAAGUAAACCUUUACAGUUGUCGCUUGAGCACCAAUAUUGGCUGAGUCAUUUGUGGUUCCUCAACACUUAAGCAUAAUAAUCUAAUGGUGUCUUCAGACAGUAAAUAGCAAAAUCGACAAUUGGAUCCAUGACAACUUCGAAGCAGAUUUUUGGUGAUGAUAAAUCAAUUUUAUAUAUUAUAUAUUGCCUGGGAUUUAAAGAUCGUAAGACCUCAAACCUACAACAGAUAACGAUUCACAUGCUAUCUACCUUGUUGAAUCUUCUUUUUAUCUGCAACGUAGAUAAUAGCUCGGUGGUAGCGCAUUCGGCUCAAGUCAAGUUAGAAAGUGAUCUGUGUUUUGCGUUCUGGUCCAAAUGGUGGCCUCUAGUUAAAAAUACUUUUCUAGACUUUUAAAGCACAAAAUCUGUUUCGAAUGACUUUGUAGACGAAAUAAAUGUUCAUUUAUCGAUACUUUUCAUCAGCGCAAUCGUUUACAUGAAAGCAGGAGUCUCCUAUAAGGUAUUUGUUCGAAACACAGGGCAAAUGUGCUCGUCUUGACCUAAGCUAGGCAUCAUCUGCACUAUUU